This is a messenger RNA of Ilex paraguariensis (yerba mate), 1940 nucleotides long. NCBI's taxonomy places the organism in Eukaryota, Viridiplantae, Streptophyta, Magnoliopsida, Aquifoliales, Aquifoliaceae. The record is from the annotation of a GenBank genome assembly.
GCCCCUCAAAAAAGGCUCAGACUCGUUAAUCUCUAUCAGCUCCUCCAAAAGAAGCAAAUUAGGGUUUCUACGAUUGUCCUUUACCACCGUUUGGUUGUCGAGAAAAUCCGGGAAAAGGAGAAAGAAAUGAAUCGGAAGUGUUGGAUCUUGGAUUUUCGGUUCUUUUGGAUCGAUUUUUAGUUUUCUCAUUCACAUGUAAUUAUGAAGCCUAAAUUUUCCCAGCAAAAAAAUUAUAAAACCUAAAUUUCGGAGUUAUUUUUUCUCAUAGAUUUCUAGGUUUCCAAACGGAGAUUUUUUGUUUGUAUUUUGAUGCUGAGGUAACAAAGGUAAAGAAACAUAAACAGUCUCUUUGUCCGUAUUGAUACAAGAUUAUUCACAUACUUAUAAUUAGAGCUGUUGAUAGAGAAUUAAUACUUUUUCGAGUCUUAAAAUGGGAAUUUUAGAAUUCUACUUAGAAACCUAAGUGAUAGAAUUUUUUUCCAGAUUUGAAUGCUAUGAUUUUUUCGUUUUUACUCGAAGUCUUGGGUUUCUGCUACACAUCCCCUGCCGUGUGGAGUAUUUACUGCUUGCUAUUAUGACUUCAAAUAAUAGUGAUAUAGCUGAUUUUUGGAAGUUUAAUGGUAGUUUAUGGUCGUAUGAUUAAUGUGUAAUGCACAAGCAGACUGGAAAUCCAACUUUUUUGAAUAAAUUCAUAGUUUUGUUGUUUUUUAUAUAUAACUUUAUGGUGUAAAACAUUUAUUGUUUAUUGGCUGGCAAGUGAUAGUUGGUUGCCGUUGGGAUAAUUGAUGGAAUAUUACUGGUCUUGCAUCUUGAUCAAAUGAUGCUUCUUUUGGCCGCUUCUAUUACCUAAAAUGGCCCCUUUAUGUAACGGAUUUCUGAAGAUGUCUACGUAUAAUGUACAGCUGGAGUAAUUUGAUAUCGAUGGGAUGUUCAAUUUCACGUGUGUAUAGUAAUUCCGUAAAAGCUUAACAGCAUUUCACACUCCGCCCUUGCUUAGGGGACAUUGAUUGAUACUUCAAUUAUGGGAAAUUAAUACCGAGUGUUAUAUCGUAUUGAUGUCAUUUCACUCUUUGUUGUUUAGUUUUUUAGGGCAACUCCAGAUGGCAGGCAGAAACCGCAUUCCUCGUGAGGCGUUUGAUAACCGACGCGGCUAUCCCCCAGAAGGACCUCUUGUUCGGGGUCCAUUGCCUCGACCAGUGCCGCCUCAUCCUGCUUUGUUGGAAGAAGAACUUGAAAUACAACAUGUUGAAAUUCGGAGGCUUUUGGGUGAAAAUCGGAGGCUGGUUGAAGAUCGAAUAGCUCUGCAACGAGAAUUAGGUGUUACUAGGGAGGAACUUCAUCGGAUGAAUAUGGCCAUUGCUGAUAUGCGUGCGGAACAAGAACUGCAUUCGAGGGAACUUAUUGAAAGAGGUUUGAAGCUGGAAGCUGAUCUUCGUGCUACAGAGCCUUUGAAAAAUGAGGCUACACAACUCCGUGCUGAAGUUCAGAGGCUGAAUACCUUUAAGCAGGAUCUAUCUGGGCAAGUUCAGACCCUCACGCAAGACCUUGCAAAACUGCAAGCUGAUAACAAGCAGAUUCCGCUUUUAAGAGCAGAGAUUGAUGGAAUGCACCAGGAGCUUAUGCGUGCGAGAAAUGCUAUUGACUAUGAAAAGAAGGCAAAUAUUGAGCUGAUGGAACAGAGACAGGCAAUGGAGAAGAACUUGGUUUCCAUGGCACGGGAAGUUGAAAAGCUACGUGCUGAACUUGCAAAUUCUGAGGGUAGACCAUGGGGUGCUGGUGGACCAUAUGGGAUGAAAUUCAACAGCCCAGAGGGGGGUUUCCCCACUCCUUAUGGAGAUGGAUAUGGAGCUCAUAUGGGUGCUGCUGACAAGGGUCCUCUGUAUGGUCACGGUUCUGCUUCAUGGGGAGGACUCGAGAAACCUCGCAUGACUCGUCGCUGA